UGAUGGUAAGACAUAGAUUAAGGAACUAAUUGUUUUACUUUUCUUUUUUUUUUUUUUUUUUAUCUUUUUUACCAUUAGACUCUGGACGGAGCACCAAAUGCAAGUCAACCUGUGUUACAAGUACUUUUGAAGAUCUUUUUUUUUUUUCUUCCUACCUGGUUGGUUAUUCUCUUCUAUGAUGUUGGUGUCUUCAAGAUCAUUUCUCUACUGGUAUGGUGUGUCUCUCACUCUCUUGUUGUUAUCUCUCGAGUUUGUGUGGUCUUUUCUUCUCUUUUUUACUUGGUUGGUCACUCUCUCUCUUUUUCCCUUUCUCUCGUCUGUCUCUCAUUGUCAUGGUGUUUCCUUCGAAAUCUCUUUCUUGCAUGGUUGGUUCUUGUCUUUUUUUUUUUUUGUCCCUCCCACUUGGUAUGAUGUCUUCCACUUAUUGUUUUCUCCCAUGGCCUUGGACUAUUAUCCCUUCGUCUUGUGGUACUCUCCAUUCCUUUCAACAAAACUCAAUAGCUUCGGUUUCACCUAUACUACUUAUAAAGUGUCCUUGGUUCUUCCUUUAGUUUGACUUUUAUGAUUGAUACAUCAACACUGGUGAAUCCUGUAAUUAAGAUAUCACAAUUGUCGUCUAUACAAUCAAGAUGAUGCAAAAUAUCCACUGGUUAUUGACAAGGUAGUACGUAUAAAAAAAAAAGAGUACCA
Molecule: messenger RNA, 690 nt
Organism: Halteromyces radiatus
Lineage: Eukaryota; Fungi; Mucoromycota; Mucoromycetes; Mucorales; Cunninghamellaceae
Exons: 2
Coding region: 176-556 (126 amino acids)
Source: RefSeq, a predicted model, not a curated record